Messenger RNA from Rhipicephalus sanguineus (brown dog tick), 1208 nucleotides. RefSeq lists its product as uncharacterized. The transcript has 4 exons. The record is from RefSeq and is a predicted model, not a curated record. The coding region runs from base 219 to 1190 and encodes 323 amino acids. Lineage: Eukaryota; Metazoa; Arthropoda; Arachnida; Ixodida; Ixodidae.
CUAUUCGAUUCAGCCUAGGUUCUCUGCACCUUCUGCACUUUUUCACGGUGCGCUGCACCUCGGUCCUCGAUUCCCGAAGGUACAGCGGCGCCCCCUGCACCACCGUCCUCGAUUGUGGCGGGUGCAGGUAAGGUGCUGCCACGGUGCCGCGAACCCUUGAACCUCCCAGCGCGAGGGUGCAGCAUUUUGGGUGCAGCCACGCAACCCGCUCCCCGCACAUGCUUUGCAGACAGCAGACGACAACGCGACCAGCAGACGAUAUGCCGGUGGUCGCGGACAUCGACGGUGUACAGACCGAAAUUUUUCCCAUCGUGGACGAGUUUGGAGUCAUCGUCUUUGACGGCGAAGCCGAACUCUACACUACCGCAGAUGGGAGACAACUGCGGGUAGUUUGUGCGUCGGGUCGUCUUGCCAAUGCUGACCCGACAAACGAGCAUGCCAUGCAGGCUAUGCCUACAACGCAGCCAACACCGCCAAACCAUGCUGAGCCGACGACGCAGGCGUCCGCUGCUGCAGCUGCUGCGCUUUCUCCGGGUCGUGCGCGUCGCGACGACUCGGAAGAAGCUCUAUGGAGCGGUCGGAGGACCCGAUUUUUGAUUGAAAAAUAUAAGGAGAAUUUCAGAAACAUUGGCAAAAAGGGAGGACUGAGGAACAAAAAGCAGCUGUUCCUAUACUUGACGGAUGCCCUGAAUGAGGAGUUCGAGUGCUCUUUGAGUGUGCUCCAAGUGACAAAUAAGUGGAAGUCACUUGAAAGGGCUUACAAAAGAGCACGAGAAAACAAUCGGAAGUCCGGCAGCGGAACUGUGGAGUGUAGGUUUGAAGAAGAGAUGGCAGACAUCAUGGACAAGCAACACCAUGUUAACCCAAUCGUGACCUACACACAGGGGCGCAAAAUGGUCCGAGAGGACAAGGAAACGCAAGUUUGGUCACCAAAGAGAGGCAAAAGCGCCACUACUAUACAAUAUAUUUUUCACAGAGAACCAGAGGCUCAAGUGCAAGCUGCAGCCCCAGCCAGCCAGGAGUCUAGUGCUGAGGAAACAGCAGAAGUGCAAAAGCGUAAGGCGAAAGAUCCGCCUUUGGUGCAGCUUCUGCAGAAGCUCGAAGAGAUUGAAAAAAACAGGGCUGCUCGACACACAGAGAAAAUGGCGCUGCUGGAACGUUUUGUGACAGCAUAUGAAGCAAAAAAAUAAACUUCUUGUUCUCAUGAA